This is a messenger RNA of Aspergillus aculeatus ATCC 16872, 1779 nucleotides long. RefSeq names its product MFS transporter. The coding region runs from base 1 to 1779 and encodes 592 amino acids. Gene Ontology annotation, molecular function: transmembrane transporter activity. Gene Ontology annotation, biological process: transmembrane transport. The transcript is spliced from 3 exons. NCBI's taxonomy places the organism in Eukaryota, Fungi, Ascomycota, Eurotiomycetes, Eurotiales, Aspergillaceae. The record is from RefSeq and is a predicted model, not a curated record.
AUGUUUAGUCGCCCGUCGUGUUUACAAGGCCGUCGACAUGGCGAGCGCAACGAUGAUUGGUCCGCUUUCCCUGUACGGCAACUCUUCGUGCUAGCGCUAUGUCGCAUCUGCGAGCCAAUCGCAUUCAUGUCCAUAUUCCCCUAUGUCUAUCAGAUGGUUGAGUCCUUCCACGUGACAGACAAUGAUCGCAAGAUUGCUUUAUAUGCGGGGAUGAUCACUUCGUCAUUCACAUUCGCCGAAUUUUCCGCCGGUAUGUUUUGGGGUCGCAUGAGUGACAGGAUUGGCAGGAAACCCGUCUUGGUCAUGGGUCUGAUCGGAACUGCCAUCAGCAUGAUCGUGUUCGGAUUCGCUCCCAACCUGGCGACUGCCAUGGUCGCCCGGGCCCUGGGAGGUCUUCUGAAUGGUAACAUCGGAGUCCUCCAAACGACCGUUGCGGAGAUAGUCACAGUCAAAGAGCACCAACCCCGGGCCUAUUCUAUCAUGCCCUUCGUCUGGUGCUUAGGUUCGAUCAUAGGACCCGCCAUGGGUGGUGCGUUGGCACAGCCCUGCGACAAUUACCCUUGGCUGUUCCAGCGUGGAACCAUUUUCGACAGUUUCCCAUUUCUGCUGCCCAACUUGGUCUGUGUUGUCGUCCUCUCGUCCGGUAUCAUUGUCGGCUUGUUGUUUUUGGAGGAGACCCAUCCCGAGAAGAGGAACCGCCGCGACCCGGGCUUGGAGUUAGGCAAUUGGCUGGUCAACAAGUUCAAGGGAUCCCGCGACCAUCUUGCCGAGGAAUUGGACGUCAAGGCGGAAACUACCGGCGAUGAUUACUUCGUCUACGACGAUGUUCCACCCCCCGAAUACAGGAGUGCUGAGUCUUCUCCUCGUCUGGGUCCGAUGAAAGAAUCAGAUGAUCUCUCUACGGAUGACGACAUUGAGGGGCAGAUGAAAGGGCAGAAGCCCAAGGCUUUCACAAAACAAGUGAUCUUCAACAUCAUCGCCUAUGGGAUUCUCGCAUACCAUAGUGUUUCGUUCGACCAACUCAUGCCGGUCUUUCUCAGCACUCCUGCAUCCACUGACGCCGCUUCGCUUCCUCUAAAGUUUACCGGAGGUCUGGGACUGGCAACUAAGAAGAUCGGGUUUAUGCUUGCAGUCCAAGGUGUAUACUCGAUGAUUGCUCAGCUUUGGUUGUUUCCCUUCGUUGUCCGUCGUUUUGGUACACUCAGGGUUUUCCGCUUCGUGUUGCUGGUGUGGCCCCCAUUGUACUUCAUGGUCCCCUACCUCAUCCUUCUGCCGGAGAAGCUCCAGCUUGCUGCGGCCUAUCUGGCUCUGAUCAGCAAGAUCACUCUACAUGUCAUCGCAUUCCCCGCUACGGCAAUUCUGCUGGCCAAUGCUGCUCCAUCUUCUAAGGUGCUUGGCUCCAUCAACGGCGCCGCAGCCUCCACUGCCAGUUUGAGCCGCGCCUUUGGCCCGACUAUUACCGGCUUAUUGCACUCAAAAGGUCUUGAGAGUGGGUACUCUGUGCUGGCAUGGUGGGCUUGCGGUCUUGUCUGCAUCAUUGGUGCCUUUGAGAGUUUCUGGAUGGAAGAGUCGGAGCGAGAAAAAGACAUGGAAAAGAAAACCCAACCCGAUGAUAUGUCCGAGGAUCAAAACAUGUUGCGGGGUUCGUUCAUGGUCGGGAAGGAGGACGGCACUCCCGAAGAGGCACGGAGAUUGCUCUCUUCCGCGCGGACAAGCAUCGAUGAGCUGGACGUUCCCCCUCAUGUUGACUCAGCGCAAUUAGGCGCUCCUGAGUCUUAA